Messenger RNA from Rhopalosiphum maidis (corn leaf aphid), 927 nucleotides. Its product is annotated as transcriptional regulator ATRX-like. The record is from RefSeq and is a predicted model, not a curated record. NCBI's taxonomy places the organism in Eukaryota, Metazoa, Arthropoda, Insecta, Hemiptera, Aphididae. The transcript has 6 exons. Bases 1 to 927 code for a protein of 308 amino acids.
AUGUUGUCAUUGGCGGUAAUUGGGAUAAAUGUGUCUGAACUAUCAAAGCAAUUCGUUGUUCUUGGAACUAUACUCUUUUUAUUAAUUACUUGGAGCGUAGCGAUUAUAGGAGCUUCUUCGAGAUCAAGAAAUUUGAUAGCUUUUACAAUUGUUCUUUGGGUCAUUUUCAUUGUUAUGUGGCUAGUUUUAUCAUUAUACUUCAGAUUACUAAAUCACAACACCCACUACUGUGUAGCAGACAAAAAGAGAUGUGCACCAUCAAUGUGGCUCAUCGCUAUAGGAAGUUCAAAUGACACAGAUGAUGAUACAGGCGAUGAAGAUGAAGAUGAAGAUGGUGAUGAAGAAACAACUGAAGAAGAAUUAAAAAGUAAAUACGGAAGAAGACUAUGGUCAAAUAAUAACUCCCCCGAAAUAACUGUUAAGCUUGUACACCCAACGAGAAAAUAUGAAAUGACGAAUUCUGUUGCUGUUACUCUUGUUGGUAAUACCGUUGUGUCAAAUCAAAGGAGUAUAACGAUCGAUGUUAACAACGGAUCUAAGGACGAACGCAAUCAGCGGACUACAACCGAAAGCCCACCAAGGGAUUUGAGAAUGCGCGCCAUGGAAUAUCGAAAAAACAUGACGAUGUAUCGUCAAACCGCAAUACAGCAUCGCAAAAAGAAAGGGAAAAAAAAGAAAGCAGAUGAUGAAGAAAGUGAAGGUGACCAGGAAGGUGAAGAUGAAGAAGAAGAAAAUGAUGAAGAAGAAGAAAAAGACAACGGCGACGACAAAGCUGAUAGUCACACCAUAGACUGGUUAUCUAUGUCAGGUUAUUUGCUGCUGUAUUUGUAUGCGUUGUAUGUACUCCUUUCCUACCACAGUGAAUUAAAAUUAAUGUCGAUUUGUGAAUGUGACGAUAAUCUGGGUCCCAGGAAUAAGGUGCCAUAA